AUGCCUGCCUUUGCGCCGCGCCUUCCUUUAGGCCGCAAGUCCCUCGCCGCUGAUGCUCAGCCCGUGACACACUACCACUCCGACUUUGCUGAGCUCCUCUCCUGGAAGAAUCCUCGCAACUCCGCCAUCGCCUAUGGCUCUAUUGUUACUUUCAUUCUCGCCACCCGCUUCUUCGACAUCAUCCGCUGGGCCAUCAAGCUCUCAUGGAUGACUCUCGCCGUCACCAUUACCGCUGAGGCUGUUGGCAAGCUUGUCCUUAACAGUGGCAUUACCUCGCAGCUCCGUCCUCGCCGAUACUACACCAUUCACCGCGACACUGUUGAGGGGUUCGUUGGAGACGUCCACGAACUUGCCAACUUUUUCAUUAUCGAAGGCCAGCGCAUUCUCUAUACCGAAAACAUUGCUGUCUCCGCUGCUGCCUGCUUCGCUGCCUUCGUCUCCUACUUUCUCGUCAAGCUUCUUCCAUACUGGGGUCUCGCCAUCCUCGGCACCACGCUUGCUUUCUUCGUUCCCCUCAUUUACGCCGCCAACAAGGAACUCAUCGAUGAGCAGCUCCAGAAUGCCUCUGACCUUAUCAACGCCCAGACUGCUCAGGUCCGCGACGCCGCCCAGAAGCAGGCUGAUCAGCUCACCGCUCUUGGCAAGCAGUAUGCCGGCGACUACACUGGCAAGGUCCAGGACAUGAUUCGUGGCCGCCCUGCUCCUACUGCUACCUCGGCUGCCCCUUCUGCUCCUGAGAAGACCCCCGUCAAGGCCAAGACUCCCGAGUUCCCUACCGCUCCUACCGAGGAGCCCGUCGCUGCCGCCAAGGAGACCGCCCCCGAACUCCCCGAGAUACCUGCUGUUCCCGAGCAGGAGCCUCUGAUCGCCGCCUAG
Molecule: messenger RNA, 876 nt
Organism: Beauveria bassiana ARSEF 2860
Lineage: Eukaryota; Fungi; Ascomycota; Sordariomycetes; Hypocreales; Cordycipitaceae
Product: cell lysis protein-like protein
Exons: 3
Coding region: 1-876 (291 amino acids)
Source: RefSeq, a predicted model, not a curated record